Messenger RNA from Saccostrea echinata, 3868 nucleotides. Its product is annotated as sodium- and chloride-dependent GABA transporter ine-like. Gene Ontology annotation, cellular component: membrane. Gene Ontology annotation, biological process: sodium ion transmembrane transport. The record is from RefSeq and is a predicted model, not a curated record. NCBI's taxonomy places the organism in Eukaryota, Metazoa, Mollusca, Bivalvia, Ostreida, Ostreidae. Bases 190 to 1950 code for a protein of 586 amino acids. The transcript has 14 exons.
CUGCAACAGGUACCCCGAAGAUAAAUGAUUGCAUAAUUUCCAAAAUACGGCAUAGUGCUUGGAAUAACUAGAAUAGAGCGCUGGUGGUGUUCAAAUUGCAUAACGUGAAACGCAUUGUUUGCAAAAGAAGCAAUAUUUAGAACAACCGUCUUACUUUGGUUAUUGGAAAAGUGAACAGAAGAUUGAAAGAUGGUUGCUCGACAGAACUGGAGUAAGAAUGUAGAAUUUUUGCUGGCUGCCAUUGGGUAUUGUGUAGGCCUGGGAAAUGUGUGGAGAUUUCCAUACCUCUGUUACAGCAGUGGAGGGGGGGCAUUCUUAAUUCCAUUUUUCCUUAUGCUGAUCCUAUGUGCCAUUCCUCUGCUUUACAUGGAGUUGGCUGUUGGACAAUACACACAGAAUGGGCCAGUAGGGGCCUUAGCCAAGAUCUGUCCACUAUUUAAAGGUGCUGGAUUGGCCACUGUGGUGAUUUCAUUCCUCUUUACCACUUACUACAAUGUUAUCAUUGCCUGGGCCUUCUACUAUCUAUUCAACUGUUUCCAGGCAGUGCUGCCAUGGGUUGGAUGUAACCAUGACUGGAAUUCCCCCAACUGUUGGGAUGGCACUACCCAUCAGAAUUUCACCAAUGGAACCACCAAUUCCUCCUAUGUGGCAGCAUCCGUUAAACCAAAUGGAAGUAUUUCCCCCACAGAAGAUUUCUAUCAAACCUAUGUACUAGAAAAGACAAAAGGCAUUGAAGAGGUUGGAACCAUUAAAUGGGAGCUUGCCUUAAUCCUGCUCUUGUGUUGGGUGGUUGUAUAUUUCUGUAUAUGGAAAGGUCCUAAAUCAACUGGAAAGGUUGUGUAUUUCACCGCUACAUUUCCCUACUUAGUCCUUGUCACAUUAUUGGUAAGGGGAGUAACUCUGCCAGGAUCUUUAAAUGGAAUUAUGUUCUUCAUCAAACCAAAAUGGGAGCUCCUUCUGGACCCGAAGGUUUGGGUGAAUGCAGCAGCCCAGAACUUCAAUUCAAUAGGCAUAGCUUUCGGUGGCAUCAUUACAAUGUCCAGUUAUAACAAAUUCCACAAUAGAAUCAUAAAGGAUGUGCUGGUUAUCGCUGUGGUUGACGCUAUCACCUGUCUCCUAGCCGGAUUCGCUAUCUUCUCCAUUCUCGGAUAUCUGGCUGAGAACCAGGGUAAAUCUGUGGAUGAUGUUAUACAACAAGGUCCCGGUCUAGUUUUUGUUAUUUACCCAGAAGCUUUUACAACUAUGCCCGUGCCUCAGCUCUUUGCAGCAGUAUUCUUUAUCAUGUUGAUUACACUAGGAGUUGAUAGCCAAUUUGCAUCAACAGAAGUGAUAGUGACAACAAUAAAUGACCAUUUUCAUCAUCAAGUCAAGAAGUACCUGAAAAGAAAAGAGGUGUUAGUGGCUAUAGUCUGUGGUUUUUCUUUUCUCUGUGGGUUGCCAAAUGUUACUCAGGGAGGAUAUUACUUUUUUUCACUGAUUGAUCAUUAUGCAGCAGCUGUGUCACUCAUGUAUCUGGCAUUUUUCGAAGUCAUUGCAAUCACCUGGUUCUAUGGUGCUCGCCGCUUGGGUAGAAAUGUCAGGGAAAUGAAUGGCAGCCCACCUAAUGUUUUCUUCAUUGUAUGUUGGUACUUUAUCUCGCCAGUGUUCAUUUUUGGUAUAUGGUUGUUCAGCAUGAUUAGCUACCGUCCAUUUCAGCUGGAUGAUUAUCAGUACCCCAUCUGGGCAACAGUACUUGGGUGGUUUAUAGCAGCCUUGUCUGUGCUCUGUGUUCCCAUAGGAAUGAUUCACUCUAUCUAUCAGGCCAAGGGAAACAACUUGUGGCAGAAAUUGAGAAACUCCAUUGUGUCACCAUUAGAAGAACAUACAGAUGCCUCAUAUCCGAGUCUGAGUAAUGGAGACAUGGUUCUUCAUGUCAAUGCAGAGAAAAAGGAACCUCUUCAACCAUAUUAAAUUUAAUAUUAAUCUGAGAAAUUAGGGUAAUUGUAAGAAUAAGGCAUAAUAAUAUUUGUUGUACUGAACCAUUGUUUUAUACCAAUUUUUGUCAAUUUUUUUUUUCUUUGUUUUAUUAUGUACAUUUCAAAUAGGGGUGAAAAUUUCACUAUUAAGUUGUACAUAGUGGACUUAUCAAAUUAUCGAGGAUUAAGCAGAUGUAAGGACAUUUGAAUAUCAAGUAGAACCAUGCAAUUUGAAUGAUCAUAACAUACAUUCUUUUCUUUUGUUCCCCCUUUUUGAUGACUCAAAAACAGUGCUGUCUAGUUCAAAGACAAAACCUGUGUUAAAUAUGCUUGAAAUGAAAACAGGUAAUCAUUUCAAGUGAAUGAGGGCAUAAAUAUCACAGAAAAAACAUGAAUUUACUCCAUUCCUGAACUUCUUCAAUUUUCUUAAAUUUUCAUUAAUUUCAUGCAUUGCCAACAUUUUGUUUAUGAAAACCUGUCUUGAUAAAUUGAUAAAUUACAUAUUGGGAAAAAUCAGUCAAAUUUCUAAGACAUCACCUCUUUUGUGAUGCUGCAAAUGAAAAUAAUUAUUGGUUCUGAAGCAUGUAGGCCUAUGACUUUAAAUUCUUCAUUAGGAACAUAAAAAAAUUUCACCCAUGUUUUGAAUUUUAUGUCAGAUGUGGGGCCAGUACUUACUAUGCUGUUGAGUUGUUCCUAGUUUAAAUAAGAACUACAAUUUUUUGUUGGUUUUUUUUUUCAUACAUAUAGUUUUCUCCUGAAUUCUGAAAAAGCAUGUAUAUUUAGUUAUUGAGAAAAAUAGUUUUAAAAAAAGUUUUACAGUAAAACUCGGUUAUAUAGAACUCACUUAUAAGGAAAUCUUGAUUAUAAGGAACUUUUUAUGAAUCUCAAAGAGAUCUUUUCACUAUUUUCUUAUAUGGAUAUAAAGAACCUCAGUUAUAAGGAAGGAGAAUUUGAGGUCCCAGUGACUUCCUUAUAACUAAGUUUUACUGUAUUUAGAUUGCAUUUUAAAUUGAAUGAAUUGAAGAAUAACGAGGAUGCAUGUUUUGUGACUUCGUACAUGUAAUAAAUAAUGUAAUAUACUUCUCACGAUUUUACUUUGUGGUUUUUUUAGGAAGAAAACUAUAGCAUUGUUGACAUUUUUUUCAGAAUACCAUGAAUUUUAGAACAUUGUACGUAGAAGAUUUAAAGCAGUUAUAGUGUGUGUUAUUGUAUUUUGUUUUUCAUUGAUAAGCCAGGCAAUUUAAGCUGUAUGGUGAUUGUAGAUCUUUUAUUAGCACUUUAUUAUUGAUUAAAAUCAUUUGUGUAAUAUACAGGCACACAAAGAACAUAGCAAUAUGUUGAUGAAACUUGAAAAAAAAAGUUUUGUGACUAUGCAGGCAUUCAAAUGUUUGGAAAAGCAUUGUGAUAUUUUUUUCUAUUUAGGAAUUUUUUUUAGAUACCAGUAUUUAAAAGUUAAUUUUAUAGUCUUUUUUUUUUAAUGAAAAGGACUUGUGUACAGGAAUGCAUAAGCAGAAAUAUUAUAUACUGAAGUAUGGUGUAAAAACUUGUGUUAUCAUAUGACCAGAAUGACAUUCCAUUGGUCAGUAGGAUACUUGACCUCCUCCAGUCCUGGGAUGAAGGUACCCCGGUCCUGGGGUGAAGGUACUUGAUCUGCCCCAGUCCUGGGGUGGAGGUGAAUGUACUUGAUUUGCCCCCUAGUCCUGGGGUGGCUUUUUAAUUAUUUAUCUACCAUAAGUUGUAGAAAUCUGAUACAAUAAGCUGGUCUUGCACUAUUUUUAAAUUACAAUUUAUAUUCAUUAGAAUUUUAUUGAAGCAUGUACAAGUACAUGUACUGUUUGAAUUUUUAACAACUCCUUUUACAAUGUUGUGUGUCUUGUGAAAGAAAAGAAGAAUGAAGAGAUUUAAAAGAAAAA